GAGGAGGAGGAGGAAGGAGAAAAAGAAAGGGGGAGGGGAGAGAGGUGCUUUGAUGACUAAGGGGGUGCGUGGAGGGACUCCGCAGGAGAGGCAGGAAAUUGUAGGGGGUGAAGGAGACCCCCCCAUUCCUCUCCCUCCUUUGACUAGCACCAAAGGGGGUAUUUAUGCUGCUGGUUCUCUCGUAAUCAGUUCCUUCCGGAUGAUAAGACGCAAACUCUCUUAGCAACUAUUUCCCCCCAUCCCAUCACAACCAGUGUCUCAUAGGGUCAAAGGGUACGUGGACCUCCCUGCAACUUUUUCCUAGGGAGACAGACAUCCAUCUUGGAACACUGAAAGCACCAAUAUCUCUCUCCCUUUCACCACCCUCCUUUUCUCCCCCGAGCUUUUGACCCUCCGAAAUUAUUACUGUGGGAUCCGGGAGGGAUGGAAAUGGAGGAGCAGGACUCAGCAGGCCUUAUGGCAGCAGCAAGAUUGCGAAGACCAGAAAAAGCCCCCCGGGUCGUCCAGGCCGCCAGUUCCGGGGACUGCCUGCGACAGGCGAUGGCGCAACAGAAGGUGAAGCAGGAACCAGGGGAAGGGCUGCUGCUUCAGCACUGGGAGGCCCAGUGGCAGGAGUUCCUGAAGACGGUGGAGUUGCCUCACCCAGGACGGGAGACCCUGCGGAAGCAAGAAGAGGCGGCCCCGUGGGAGGACGCCAAGGGCUUCCUGGCCUCCUUUGAGCAAGUGGCUGAGGCCUGCCGUUGGCCCAAGGAAGAGUGGGCGUCCCGGCUCCGGCCAGCUCUCAGUGGAGGGGCCGAGCAGGCCUUUAGGCAGCUGGAGGCCGGUGACCAAGAGGAUUAUGGGAAAGUGAAGGCCGCCAUCUUGUGGGGGGACGCUGCAGCCCGGGAGAAGCGGCGGCAGCAUUUCAGGCGCUUCUGCUACCAGGAGGCCGAGGGGCCGAGAGGGGCCUACUGCCGCCUCCAGGAACUUUGCCGCGGCUGGCUAAAAGUUGACCGGCACUCCAAGGAGCAGAUCUUGGAGCUGUUGAUCCUGGAGCAGUUCCUCACCAUCCUCCCGCCGGAGAUCCAGAGCUGGCUGAGGGAGGUCGGCCCUGAGACUUGCUCCCAGGCGGUGGCCCUGGCUGAGGGAUAUUUGCAGACCCAGGGAGAAGCUGAUGGGCAGGAGCAACAGGUGGGAUUUGAGGGGGCAGGUGCGGAUGUCUCUGAGGAAGGCCAGGCGUUAUCUGAUGCGGAACAGAGGCACCUGUCUGUGGAGGCCAAGCAGGAGGAUGCGACAGAGGCCAGACUAGCAGGUAAAAGGUGGAUGGGCAUAUUUGAAGGGGAGAAAUAUACGCCAGAAGAUUGUGAGCAAGUGGGACCAUACGGAUUGUCUGGAGGGAGAGCAGAAGAAAAUUUUUCCUCAUGUAGCGAACAGGAAAAUGCCCCUGAGACUCAUGACUGGCAAAAUGAAACCCACACAGCAGAACAAGUGCAUGAAUCUGGUUCCUGUGGGAGUGAUUACAAGGACUUCAGUGAAACCACAGACCAGCAAGCAGUCCACACUGGUAAGAGGCAAAAUACAUACAGUGUUUGUGGGAAAAGCUGUAGUCCAGGCCUCCUUAUUAGCCAAAGAGCCCACACAGGAGGAAAAUCGCAGAACAAAUGCUUGAUUUGCGGGAAAUCCUUCCUUUAUAGCUCAGACCUCAUCAUUCAUCAUGGAAUCCACACUGGUGAGAGACCAUAUGAAUGUCCUGAUUGCGGCAAAAGAUUCAGUCGAGGCUCCGAUCGCAAUCGUCAUCAGAGAAUCCACACCCAAGAAAAGCUAUACAAAUGCCUGGUCUGUGGGAAAUGCUUCCUUUAUAGCUCAGACCUCAUCAUUCAUCAGAGAAUCCACACUGGAGAGAGACCCUAUGAGUGCCUGGAUUGUGGGAAAAGAUUCAGUUGCAGUUCAGAUCGUAAUCGUCAUCAGAGAAUCCACACCGGGGAGAAACCAUAUUUAUGCUUGGACUGUGGGAAAAGGUUCAGUCAAAAGGUCCACCUUAAUAGGCAUCGUAGAAUUCAUAUGGGAGAGAAAUCAUAUCAGUGUCCAGAAUAUGGGGAAAGUUUCAGUGUGAGCUGAAAAUACCAAUGGUGUUCUAACAGUGCUAUGUUAAAUUGUAUUAGGUACAUUCUAGUUUGAUUAUAUUGUUGGCCAAGAUACUUACGACUUAACACGUUUCGUGUCCCCACUUCUGCGCUCUCCUUCUCCAUCACCUUUUUCCAUUUAAUUAGCUUCAUUUUGUGCUUUCAAGUUCCAUAUCCCAGAAUGAGUUGUGUUUGGGAUUCUGUUGCUUCUCCAACAGGUCAAGGGGUGCUUGAUUGUAGAUGAGGGGAAGCAAGAUGUUCCAGAAGACUCAGAACCAGUGGGAUCCUGUUAGAUGGCAAAUGGAAGACUAAGUUUUCCACUGUUAUGCACAGAAACAUGCUUUGGAGGGUGAGGAGAAUGAAUGGAAGUAGGAAGCUCACCCUACAGAGACAGUGGGUGAAACUCUUCAUUGUGGAAGUGGUUACAACAUACCUUUGGAAAAAUAUAGGGCAACAAAGAAUUUACACUGGUAAGAGGCGAAACACCACCCAUGCUUUAGGAAAAAUCUUCACUCCCAAGUUUAGACCUUCUAAAAAUUAGAGAAUUCUCAUACAAGGAAUACCACAGGAGAGCCUGUUCUGCAUUUAUUCAUCAGAGAACUCAUGCCAAAGAGAGAACAUAUAAAUGCCUGGAGUGGGGGAGGACAUUUCAGUAAAAAAUUUAACCUCCAUAAGCAUCAAAGAAUCCAACGCAGGUGAGAAAUCAUACAAAUGUCUGGAAUUCAGGAAUGCAUUCUGAUACCGUUGGCAGCUUCAGGUUCAUCACAGAAUCCAUACAGGAUAGAAGCCUUAUAAGUGCUCCUAUGGAGGGAAAGGAUUAGAGAAUUCACACUGGGGAGAAAUGAUGUAAAAGCGUGGAGUACAGGAAAGAGUUUUGUCAAGAGAUUUACUUUAACAGGCAUCGUAGAACACAUAGAUGUAAGAAGCAUGUCAAUUCUCAAACGGAGGGGGAAGCUGCAACGUGAUGUGAAACCUCUCUACACGUUCUGGAUACCCUUGGGCAGGAGAAAAAUGUAUCAACAAAUGAACCAGGCCACAGUCCGGACUGUUGUUUUAAGAGGGAAAAAACAGGUCUGGAAGGGGUUUCUACCCACUGUGUUCCCACUGAGUUCCCAGAACCAAGGUGGCUUUCUCUGAAAUGCUACCGGUUCCACACGCAGGACCAGCCAGACAGGCCCAGCUUCGCAGUCUCAAUGCGUGGAUGAGACGAUGGUGUCGGGUGGAAGGGUUUGGAUUUGUUAGGCACUGGGGAACAUUUUGGGACAAGCCGGGCCUGUACAAAAGGGACGGGCUCCACUUGAACCAGAAUGGAACCAGACUGCUGGCACUUAAAAUUAAAAAGGUAGCAGAGCAGCUUUUAAACUGACUGAGGGGGGAAACCCGACAGGAGCUGAGAAAGGUCCGGUUUGGAAUAAACCUCCCCCUGGGAUAAAAACCAAAGAAAUGAUGAAAUUUUAAAAGGGGUAGGCCUAGAAGUAGGCAUUGUGAGAGCAGGGGCACAGCAUAUAAAUU
Molecule: messenger RNA, 3614 nt
Organism: Rhineura floridana
Lineage: Eukaryota; Metazoa; Chordata; Lepidosauria; Squamata; Rhineuridae
Product: zinc finger protein 397-like
Exons: 4
Coding region: 424-2097 (557 amino acids)
Biological process (GO): regulation of transcription by RNA polymerase II
Molecular function (GO): RNA polymerase II cis-regulatory region sequence-specific DNA binding; DNA-binding transcription factor activity, RNA polymerase II-specific
Source: RefSeq, a predicted model, not a curated record